Messenger RNA from Metschnikowia bicuspidata var. bicuspidata NRRL YB-4993, 456 nucleotides. RefSeq lists its product as uncharacterized. Gene Ontology annotation, molecular function: phosphatidylinositol-3-phosphate binding. The record is from RefSeq and is a predicted model, not a curated record. NCBI's taxonomy places the organism in Eukaryota, Fungi, Ascomycota, Pichiomycetes, Serinales, Metschnikowiaceae. The coding region runs from base 1 to 456 and encodes 151 amino acids. The transcript has a single exon.
AUGGCGCCGCAAAAACAAGCAACUAAGCUAAAACAUGUCGCCCCGGCGCCCAUCCAGCUUACUGAAGGCGUCAGCUCGCAUGACCACGUGACGGACGCCUCGCACAUCACCGAUGUGAUGGUCGGAGAGUGGCACCUUAUCUCGGGAGACGGGCUCUCGGGACUGUACGUUGUGUGGUCUAUUAGGGUGGUCAUUGAUAACGCUCUACACUCGCUGAUUCUUCUAUAUAAGCGGUAUAGUGAUAUCGAAAAGCUCCGAAACGCCCUCACGAAGGCCUAUAAGGACGACGUUUUCCCGGUGCUUCCCCCAAAGGAUACUUUCAGUUUGCUGCGCGCAUGGCAGCUGGAGAGCUGGCUCGAGCAUAGAAGAAAGGGCCUCCAGUGGUUCUUGACAAACACGCUCCUCAACCCAAAAUAUCAGCACGAUCCCAUCAUCACUGAUUUCGUCCUCAAGUAG